GAUCAAACUCCAAAUCACAUUCAAACUUGUUCAAAAUAAUAAUAAAAAAAUACAGUACGGAUUAUCAACAAGAGGAAGGGUCAAAUAUCUAGGAUGUACGUAAUCUAGGAGCAUGAAAAAGUUGUAAGACCCUACUCAUAUUUGCAAAAAUUAAAACAACAAAUACACAACAACCUCAUUACCAAAUUCAGGAUCUGGGCAUUUUCUAUCCAUUUUCCCCUCUGUUUCAUUGAAAAACCCUAACUUCCGAAAAAUUCAAUUGCCAAAGAAUACUUCAAUUGCGCGUAACAUAAGUCAAUUGGACAGAGGGUAGAGGUGUGGAAGCACCCAAAUCUUAGAUAUUUUUGGCAAGUUUUUUUAGAACUUUUUUUCUGGGUUUAUUGAAAAGUUCUACUUUUUUUUUUUAAUUUGUUUGUUUUGCCAAUUUGAUUACACCUAUGCACCUGGUGAAGUUUGUCUCUUCGUGUGAUGCUGUUUGAGUCGGCAAAAUUGUUGAUCAUUUAAUUGGAUUCAAUUGUGGUUUUUGUUUGAUUGAAAUUUGCCUACAGGCUUCCUAUGUUUUCGCAAAGUUCAUCUUCUCUUUAUGGUGUAUCUCGAGCCAUUUCGUCCAACAUCCUUGAAGGAUAUCAGGUAGCAAGAAGGCUAAUACCUCUGGGAUUGUAAUGGAGAAUCCUUAUGUGACCGUGAAUGGUAAUGGGUUUUUGGGCAACAAUGGUCACUCGACUUCAAGACAUUCCUCGCCCCGUCUUUCUUGGCUUGAUUUACGAGUCUUCUAUGUGAGAAUUAGCAAGUGUGAGAUUGAUGAUUCGACCCCUGAGCACCUCACUUUGAACCAUAUACCAUUGGAUCCAAACACCCUUCUCGAAGUAAAUGGGGUAAGAGCUAGUAUAUAUUCUGAUGGGAUAUCAACUCUUCUUCGAAGAGAUCGCCUUGAUAAGAAAUCUGAUGAGGCUACAUUCGUGAGCACCGACAAUAUUAGGAUAACGGGUAGCGUGAAAUUCGAGGUCUUUGAUAGGGAUGUUCUUGUUCUAUCAGGGUAUUUGAACAAGUGUGAGAGCAAUGGAUUUAUUGAUGGUAGUGAAUCUGAUCAUGUUUCUAGGAUGUGGAGUAUGCAUUGUGAAACAGAUGCUACAGGGGGAACUGGCUUUUUAAAAGGGAAACAGUUAAUUGGAUCUGAAUUAGCUUUACCAUCUAUUGAAGUAUAUGUUGCUGGAUGUUUUUUAGGCACCCCUAUUAUGUUAACCAAGAGUUUGCAUCUUAAUUCUCGGAGGAAGCAAGUAAGACUGGCAAUGCUGAACUCAAUUCCUGAGAAUGACACAACUGAAAGUGAGAAAGAGUCUCCACCCCAGCUUCCUGUGCAGGUGUUGGAAAAUGAAGGAUACAGUAAUUUUUAUCCAAAUACAGAGUAUUAUGAAGGUGAAGAUGGAGAACUCUCAUUUUUCAACGCAGGAGUAAGGGUUGGUGUUGGAAUAGGCCUUAGCGUUUGCCUUGGAAUUGGAAUAGGCGUCGGUUUACUGGUUAAGACCUACCAAGGAACAACGCGCACUUUCAGAAGACGGUUCUUCUGAUCCUCAACUCCCUGAUAAAUUCCGUGAUUUCUACUCUCUCGAUUGCCCUUUCUUUGAAAUGCUGUGAAAACAGGUUUUAGUCCGAGCAGCAAUUAAUGUGCCUGCUAUGACAAUACAUGGGUAAAACUGAAUGCAUAAAACACUUGCAUACAUAACAAAAGACCUGCUGCUCGAGUUCUCUAAGCUUACGGAUCAAGGUAUGGGUUAGCUUGCUUGCUUCAUGUAAAACACAAAAUGCAGAGUUAUCUUGUUAGAAGACUCAAUACAGUUUUUCUUUAGGUAAAUGUGUAAUAUACACUUUUGUUUCUGUUUUAAGUGGAGAAUGUCUAUUGAUGACAAGUUUUGUUGAUGAGAUCGGAAGUGUGUAAAUUUCCGCAAACGUGUUUUCGAGUUGUAGAUUUUUGUUUUGUUUUGUGUAUAUUGUUGUUGAGAAUUAUCAGUUUCUACAGAAAUAAGAUAGAGCAUUAUUAUGCUUGUAUA
Messenger RNA from Spinacia oleracea (spinach), 2048 nucleotides. RefSeq lists its product as uncharacterized. Gene Ontology annotation, molecular function: phosphoglycerate dehydrogenase activity. Bases 663 to 1568 code for a protein of 301 amino acids. NCBI's taxonomy places the organism in Eukaryota, Viridiplantae, Streptophyta, Magnoliopsida, Caryophyllales, Amaranthaceae. The transcript has 3 exons. The record is from RefSeq and is a predicted model, not a curated record.